GUUCGUCGGACUACAUCUGCAAAUGCAGUGCCGGCUAUACGGGAAAGCGCUGUGAAAUGAUGUCCUCCAUGUCGUUCAGAGAGGGCUCUUAUCUAGAAUUGGAUCCCUUGAAGACCAUCCCUGACGUGAAUUUGACGCUCAAGUUUGUCACCCGAAAGGAGUCGGGAGUUGUGCUGUAUUGGGGAGAGAGUCAACACUUGGCCGUAGAGUUGUUUAAGGGAAGAAUCCGUAUUAGUCUGGAUGUCGGCAAUUAUCCGGUCUCUACAAUGUUCUCCUAUGAGAUGGUAAGCGACGGACGCUAUCAUCAAAUGGAGUUCUUAUUGGUCAAGAAGAACAUCACAAUGAGAGUAGACGGCGGACAACAGCGCACUAUCGUUAACGAAGGUUCCAAAGAAUACUUGGAGUGCAAGUCGUCGUUAUAUAUCGGAGGAAUGCCUGAAAAGGUGGCCAACAAUGCCCUCAAGAAUUGGCAGAUUUGGAAUUCUUCGAGUCUCGAAGGAUGUAUGCGUGAGAUAUUGAUCAACGGAAACCCGCCUGACCUGAACGGUGCCCGCCGUCAGCAUUUGGUACAACCGGGUUGUGUAGAGUUCGAUGACAUCAAUAAGCCGUGUCUCAAUCAUUUGUGCCAAAACGGCAAAUGCGUGCCGACUAGUGAUCAGCAGACAUAUGAAUGCAAAUGCAGGAGUGGAUGGAACGGUCCCUUUUGUGAUCAGGCGCCCACCUGUCAGAAAGAAAUGAAACGAGACUUCUAUUACUCGGACACUUGUCGGUCGACCAAGAAAUUAAAAUUAUCGCAAUGUGUGGGCAGUUGUGGUGACAACUGCUGCAAAGCGUUGAAGAGUAAGCGCCGAUCGGUGCGCAUGGCCUGCACUGACGGAUCCAAGUUUACCAAAGAGAUUGAAAUGGUCCGCAAGUGUGGCUGUAGUGGCAAGUGUUGAGUCACCGAUAUAUACACAAGUAUUCACGAGUAUUCAAAAGCAAUUACAAAUGCCAUCUAAAAGCUAAUACUUACUAAUUUGAUGCCAAAAGGAUUAUGACAACUAAAUAACUCAUUAAUAAAUUCAUUUCAAUG
Medioppia subpectinata is the source of this 1072-nucleotide messenger RNA. The record is from the annotation of a GenBank genome assembly. NCBI's taxonomy places the organism in Eukaryota, Metazoa, Arthropoda, Arachnida, Sarcoptiformes, Oppiidae.